Messenger RNA from Gossypium raimondii (Peruvian cotton), 1561 nucleotides. RefSeq names its product phospholipase A(1) LCAT3. The coding region runs from base 91 to 1434 and encodes 447 amino acids. Gene Ontology annotation, biological process: lipid metabolic process. The record is from RefSeq and is a predicted model, not a curated record. NCBI's taxonomy places the organism in Eukaryota, Viridiplantae, Streptophyta, Magnoliopsida, Malvales, Malvaceae. The transcript has 11 exons.
UCUCGCUUCACAAUUAUAAAUGCCAAUCCUACUCAAAACACUUUCUCUCUCAAGUCAAAGUCCGAAUCCAAUAAAAAAAUAUAACCGACGAUGCUGAGAGACCGUUUCUGCCCAUGUUUCGGUUCCCAAAGCUCCGGCAAUACCGGACCGGACCUAGAUCCGGUUCUGCUUGUAUCCGGAAUAGGAGGCUCCAUUCUUCAUUCUAAAAAGAAGUUGUUUGGAAUUGAAUUCGAGACUCGGGUUUGGGUUCGGAUCCUGUUUUCUGAUAUGGAGUUCAAGAAGAAGCUUUGGUCUCUUUAUAAUCCUAAAACAGGUUAUACUGAAUCAUUGGAUGAGGACGUCGAGAUUUUGGUCCCUGAUGAUGAUUAUGGACUAUAUGCAAUCAAUGUAUUGGAUCCUUCUUUGGUGAUAAAACUUUUACAUUUCAGUGAGGUCUAUCAUUUUCACGAUAUGAUUGAUAUGCUAGUUGGAUGUGGGUAUAAGAAGGGAACCUCAUUGUUUGGAUAUGGUUAUGAUUUCCGGCAAAGCAAUAGGAUUGACAAGUUAAUGGAUGGUCUCAAAGUUAAGUUGGAAACUGCCUACAAGGCUUCUGGAGGAAGAAAAGUUACUAUUAUCUCACAUUCAAUGGGAGGACUGUUGGUGAUGUGUUUCAUGUCACUUCAUAAUGAAGUAUUUUCCAAAUAUGUAAAUAAAUGGAUUACUAUCGCAUGCCCUUUCCAAGGUGCCCCGGGGUGCAUCAAUGAUGCUCUCUUAACUGGAUUGCAGUUUAUUGAAGGUUUCGAAGCCUACUUCUUUGUAUCAAGAUGGACGAUGCAUCAGCUGCUGGUUGAGUGCCCAUCUGUGUAUGAGAUGUUGCCAAAUCCAUAUUUUAGCUGGAAAAUGCAACCUCAAAUUAAUGUUUGGCGAGGGCAUACUGAAGAUGGGGAAACUUCUGUGAAACUGGAGUCCUAUAGCCCUAUUGAAAGCAUCAGUCUCUUCAAAGAAGCGUUAAGACAUAAUGAGUUAGAUUAUGGUGGGAAUACAAUAGCUCUACCGUUCAACUUUUCUAUUCUCAAUUGGGCUGCCGGGACACGCAAACUUAUCGACAAUGCUAAACUACCAAGUGGGGUUCGCUUCUAUAACAUUUAUGGCACAUCGUUUGACACACCUUUUGAUGUUUGUUAUGGUACAGAAACGUCACCAAUUGCAGACCUGUCAGAAAUAUGUCAUACAAUGCCUCAAUAUACUUAUGUGGACGGAGAUGGAACUGUUCCUGCAGAAUCCGCAAUGGCAGAUGGAUUUGAAGCAGUUGAGAGAGUAGGAGUGGCUGCCACUCAUCGUGGGCUUUUAUGUGACCAAACGGUAUUUAAACUUAUUCAAAAAUGGUUGGGAAUCGAACAGAAGAUCAAGAAGCAGUUGAAGACUUCGAAAGUGGUAAAUGCUUCUUCAAACUAGAAUUUUUUAUGUAUCUACUAUUUUGAACCGAUAGAACUUGUUACUCGUUUAUAUUGUAUCUAUUUUUAUUGUCAACAUUUUUCAUGAUCAUGCAAAUAAAAUCAAAAUACUGACUGAAAUGUACCAA